Stomoxys calcitrans (stable fly) is the source of this 448-nucleotide messenger RNA. Its product is annotated as larval cuticle protein 65Ab1-like. Bases 47 to 376 code for a protein of 109 amino acids. Lineage: Eukaryota; Metazoa; Arthropoda; Insecta; Diptera; Muscidae. The record is from RefSeq and is a predicted model, not a curated record. Gene Ontology annotation, cellular component: chitin-based extracellular matrix. Gene Ontology annotation, molecular function: structural constituent of chitin-based larval cuticle. The transcript is spliced from 2 exons.
GUUUGAAACUUUCACAAAAAUAACAAGCAGAAGAAAAGACAACGAAAUGAAAUUCCUUAUUAUCUUUGCUGCUCUAUUCGUUAUUGCCUUGGCCGCUCCCGCUCAUGAGGAACAUGCUGAAAUUGUAAAACUUGAAUCGGAUGUGGAUCCAGAGGGUUACUCCUUCACUGCUGAGACCAGUGAUGGCACCUCUCGCCAUGAAGAAGGCAAAGUCAAGGAUGCUGGCUCUGAACACCCUGCUUUGGUUGUUCAUGGUACCUUUUCCUGGAAGGAUCAUGUUGAUGGCAAAGUUUACACCGUCAACUAUGUGGCCGAUGAACAUGGUUUCCAACCUACUGGUGAACAUCUUCCUCCUCUACCCCAUGUUGAUCACUAGGCAGAUCGAUAUCAAUAAAUCUUUUUUUUAUAAAUCUAGUCAAAUAAAUUAACGUGCAAUGAGCAUUUAAAA